CCAGACCACACACAGUUGAGCAUUGGCAGCGCAACGAGCAGUAGUUUGAUCGAGCACAAGAGCCGAGCGUCGCCAGGAUCAAAAGACAAGAGCAGCAGAAGAGCAAACAGGAGCAGUUUAGAAGAGCCUAAGGAUGUCUGUGGAAACGGUGCAGGAGACGCUGCAACAGGCGGCAACGGCGGCGACAACGGGCAGCACCAGCGGCUUCAUGCUAAGCCCCCUGCUAACCGGCCUGGUGGGCACAAUUUUGAUCAUGGCCCUUUAUGAGUACUGGCAUCGCAAUACCCGCGAAUAUCGGAUGGUGGCCAAUAUACCAUCGCCGCCGGCCUUGCCGCUAAUUGGCAUGGCCCAUAUGGCGGCCGGUUUGAGCAAUGCCGAGAUUCUAUCUGUCGGCCUGGGAUAUCUGAACAAAUACGGUGAAACGAUGAAGGCCUGGCUGGGCAAUGUACUGAUUGUUUUCCUUACCAAUCCCAGCGACAUUGAGCUUAUACUGAGCGGACAUCAGCAUCUGACCAAGGCCGAGGAAUAUCGUUACUUCAAGCCCUGGUUCGGUGAUGGUCUGCUCAUCAGCAAUGGCCACCAUUGGCGUCAUCAUCGCAAAAUGAUUGCGCCCACAUUCCAUCAGAGCAUAUUGAAGAGUUUUGUGCCCACAUUUGUCGAUCACUCGAAGGCCGUAUCGGCGCGCAUGGCCAAGGAGGCGGGCAAAUCGUUCGAUGUCCACGAUUAUAUGUCACAGACCACCGUCGAUAUACUGCUGUCGACGGCCAUGGGCGUGAAGAAGCUGCCGGAGGGCAACAAGAGUUUCGAGUAUGCCCAGGCUGUGGUCGACAUGUGCGACAUUAUACAUAAGCGUCAGGUGAAGCUAUUGUAUCGCCUGGACAGCAUCUAUAAGUUUACCAAGCUGCGCGAGAAGGGUGAUCGCAUGAUGAACAUCAUAUUGGGCAUGACACGCAAGGUGGUUAAGGAUCGCAAGGAUAAUUUCCAAACGGAAUCGCGCGCCAUUAUCGACGAGGUGGAGGAGACGCCCGCCAAGCAGGCACGCGCCACAGCCCCAGCCGCUGCCAAAAAGGAGGGUCUGCGCGACGAUUUGGAUGACAUCGAUGAGAACGAUGUCGGCGCCAAGCGUCGCCUGGCCCUGCUCGAUGCCAUGGUCGAGAUGGCCAAGAAUCCGGACAUCGAAUGGAACGAAAAGGACAUUAUGGAUGAGGUGAACACGAUUAUGUUCGAGGGACACGACACCACAUCGGCCGGCUCGAGCUUUGCUCUAUGCAUGCUGGGCAUACACAAGAACAUCCAGGAGCGCGUCUUUGCCGAACAAAAAUCGAUCUUUGGCGACAAUAUGCAGCGCGAUUGCACCUUCGCCGAUACCAUGGAGAUGAAAUAUUUGGAGCGCGUCAUCUUGGAAACGCUGCGCAUGUAUCCGCCAGUGCCGUUGAUUGCCCGCCGCUUGGAUCACGAUGUGAAGCUGGUCAGCGGACCAUAUACGGUGCCCAAGGGCACCACCGUGGUUGUGCUGCAAUAUUGUGUCCAUCGUCGUCCCGACAUCUAUCCCAAUCCCACCGAAUUCGAUCCCGACAAUUUCCUGCCGGAGCGUGCCGCCAACAGGCAUUACUAUAGCUUCAUACCGUUCAGUGCGGGACCGCGCAGCUGUGUUGGACGCAAAUAUGCCAUGCUGAAGCUGAAGGUGCUCCUCUCCACGAUUGUGCGCAACUUCAUUGUCCACUCCACCGAUACGGAGGCGGACUUUAAGCUCCAGGCGGACAUUAUACUCAAGCUGGAGAAUGGCUUCAAUAUUUCGCUUGAGCCGCGCAAAUAUCAAACAGCCGCGUAGAUAGAAGAUACCCUGUAAAACCAGCUCCGUGACCCGCUCUGUAUAGCUAUAUAUCCUGUAUAUAUAUAUGUCCAUGCAUGAUAUCGUAGUCGAACCCGAAUCGAGCCUACCCCCCCCCCCCUUCUACCACCACACCCCUCUCCAAGAAAACAAACCCCCACAGUCAGCCAGAGAGUCAAACUUUGUGUGUGUGAGCUAAGCGCAUCUUGAAAAAAAAAAAAUCGAAAAAAAAAAAAUCGUAGGAAAACAUUUCUUAGAGAAAGUUACAUUUUUGUUUGUUUCUUUUUGGUAUAAGCGGUUGGUGUCCUUAUAUCUUACAUAAUAUACACAUUUAUAUGCAUAUAUAUCCAUAUGAUAUCCUAUUAUAUUCACACUUUUUUUUUCAUAGCAUGUAUUGUGAUUUAUAUUUUUUUUUUUUUGCUCUUUGUUUAUAAUAUUUAUUAAGUCACAUGGUUUAUAUGAAACCCAAAAAUUAUGAAAAAUAUAUAAAGCAACGCAAAUGCAGUCAAAAGAGCUGCAAAAACAUACAGAA
Molecule: messenger RNA, 2363 nt
Organism: Drosophila montana
Lineage: Eukaryota; Metazoa; Arthropoda; Insecta; Diptera; Drosophilidae
Gene: Cyp4g1
Product: cytochrome P450 4g1
Exons: 1
Coding region: 134-1831 (565 amino acids)
Molecular function (GO): heme binding; oxidoreductase activity, acting on paired donors, with incorporation or reduction of molecular oxygen; monooxygenase activity
Source: RefSeq, a predicted model, not a curated record